Messenger RNA from Odocoileus virginianus texanus, 2067 nucleotides. The record is from RefSeq and is a predicted model, not a curated record. Lineage: Eukaryota; Metazoa; Chordata; Mammalia; Artiodactyla; Cervidae.
AAGGAUGCUGAGAAGUCAAUGUCCAUCUUGAACAUGUCUUCAUCCCCUGGAAGCAGUGGAAUGCACACCUCUUGGAACCAUAGUCCAUUAGGCAUUCAACACAUCCCUCAGUGCACAGAGCUGCAGAGGAUCCCAUUGGCUUCUGCUGAGGCACCCAGGCAGAAUGCCAGUGAAAUGGGGCCACAGUUCAGUAUGGCACUGCCUGACCACUGUGUGAGCUACUGCCCCCAGCUGACUUUCACCCCUGCCCAGAUGACUUUCACUCAAGGAAUGUCUCCUUCGCAGCCAGGAAUGAUGAUUUUCAAGGAACCCCAGGUGAUGCCCUUAGAAGAGCCCAAUAUUCCAGGGAUGGCCAUGACCUUUGGUGGGAAUCUAAGGAUGCCCCUCAGUGGGCCACCAACCUCACCUCCCAGUGGAAUCCCAAUGAUGUCCCACAUCAGAAUGCGAACAAUGUCAUAUCCUGGCCUCCCAUCAGUAGCUUCUAACAGAGACCCUUUACCACCUAAAACAUUAUUAAAUCCAACCGUGUCUUCCACUGAGGCCCAAGCAACGCUCCCUUCUAUAGCUCAGAUGUUGCCUCCUAGACAGCCCCACAACUUUGGGAUGCCCCCAGAUGGAUCUCCAUUAUUGCUGGCUUUGGAAUCCCAGGGCUCCUUUGUGAACCAGCCAGUCUCCCAGGAAGACCCCUUCCUACCUAGGCAGCCCAUACCUGCUCAGCAAAGAGCAGAGCAGCAGUACUCCGGGACCCAGGAAAAGGCUCCCAGACGGAGAUCCCCAGUUUCAAGGCCUUACCGCUGCGACUAUGAGAACUGUGAAAAAGCUUACACUAAGCGCUCCCACCUCGUGAGUCACCAACGCAAACACACAGGUGAACGACCCUAUAAAUGCACGUGGGAAGCCUGUACCUGGUCCUUCUUCCGUUCUGAUGAACUUGGAAGACAUACUCGGAUACACACCAAACAUCGACCACAUAAAUGUGACCAGUGUGGCCGACAGUUCAUGAGAUCUGACCAUCUCAGGCAACACCGAAGGACUCAUAUACGGAUGCCAAGAUCUCCAGACCCACCGGCUGACAAUGGAUGUAUGGCUGGUCCUCCUCCUACUCCUGGUCUUUAGGUCAAUCUGCUCAUCCCCUCAUUUUGGCUUCUCCAUCCAGAUCCUGUGUGCCUCUGACCAGCUAGUCUCUUUGGUGGAUGUAGGCUUUGAUGAAGACACUAAGAUUAUGAGGCAAUGGUGAAGGUCAUAUGAGCUCUGGACCCAGUCAGGGCUCCUCAGAAACUGUGUUGGAUGUCCUCACAUCUCUGGGGCCACCUACUUGUGCCAAGUUCAGCCACAUGAGAAGAUGGAGCACAGUGAAAAAUGGGAGCUUUAUUCAAAAGCUCUUUAUCUUAUGUCACUCCCAGCUUGAAACCCUUUAGAGACUCUCCUUUGCCUGCAACACAAAAUCCAAGUUCCUUAUCUUGGUCUUUGACAGUUUCCAGAGCCAGACUAUGUUCAAAUCCUGAAUUUACCACUUACUAGCCAUGUGACCUUGGGAAUGGUUUUUGCCCAUUGUGUCAGGUUUCCUCUUCUGAUAAAUGAGAAAAACAGUAUCAUGCUGUGUGAACACGUCUUAUGUACAAUGUCAGAUGCUCUCUGGCACUCACUAGCCACAUGUCCAGUUUGUCUCUUCUCAUCAUUUCCAGACUUGGAUGAAAUGCUCCCCACAGAACAUGGGAUCUGACAUCUCAAGUAGCCACGAGCAACCAAGGAGUGUAGAAGAGCUAAUGUUCCAGGCGUAGGGUUUGACUACUGGGAGUUGGGAGAAAUCCCGGCAGAUAAAUUCCCUCUUCUUCUCUCCCUUCCCUGAACUGGUGCAAGAUUUCUCCCAGUAGGGAGACCACUUCUCCCAGUGGGGAGACCUCCCAGGUACCAGUGCGCACAGCUCUGUGCCUCUUCCAGGCUUGUCAUGAAGCAGACUCAGUGUGCUGUCACCUUGCAUUACCUCCCAUUCUUCCUUACCUUGUGUCCCUUUUCUUAUCCUCAAUGCCCUGGGUUUUUGUCACCCAAAUAAAACAUUGAUACUUA